Molecule: messenger RNA, 2784 nt
Organism: Didymosphaeria variabile
Lineage: Eukaryota; Fungi; Ascomycota; Dothideomycetes; Pleosporales; Didymosphaeriaceae
Gene: LAS21
Product: major facilitator super transporter protein
Exons: 9
Coding region: 1-2784 (927 amino acids)
Biological process (GO): GPI anchor biosynthetic process
Cellular component (GO): endoplasmic reticulum membrane
Source: RefSeq, a predicted model, not a curated record
AUGGCGCUCCGGACGGUCCUCCUCACGGUUGCGAACCUUCUCAUCCCCGUUGCGAUUUUGAUCUUCGCGACGGGCUUCUUCCCUUAUAAGCCAUUUAUGCCAGGACUCGCCGAGUACGAGAAGCUAGGCUGGGAACAAGCAAUGGGAUGGAAGGAGGAAAGUGUCCCUGAGGCGCCGUUCGAUAAGCUGGUGUUCAUGGUUGUGGACGCGCUGCGGAGUGAUUUCGUCUUCGGGGAGGACAGUGGAAUGAGUUUUGUGCAGAGUCUGAUCCGCGAAGGCACCGCCCUACCCUUCACAGCGCACGCCGCAUCCCCAACCAUCACUAUGCCCAAAGUAAAAGCCAUGACCACCGGCUCCAUACCCUCCUUCCUCGAUGUGAUCCUUAACUUCGCCGAGUCGGACACAACCUCCACGCUUUCCACACAAGAUACGUGGCUUGCGCAGCUCAGGGCAAAGCAGGGCGGAAAAUUGGUCAUGUACGGUGACGACACAUGGUUGAAGCUUUUCCCGGGCUUCUUUGAGCGCGCAGAUGGAACAAGCAGUUUCUUUGUUUCGGAUUUCACCGAGGUGGAUAACAACGUGACGAGACAUGUGCCUGAAGAAUUACUGAACAGUGAUUGGAAUGCGAUGAUUAUGCAUUAUUUGGGCCUGGACCACAUCGGGCAUAAGGCAGGUCCUAAGAGCCCUAACAUGCUCCCGAAGCAAAAAGAGAUGGACGGCAUCGUCAGGGAUAUUUACUCAGCCAUUGAGAACGAGGAUCACCUGUCGAAAACGCUAUUCGUCCUCUGCGGGGACCAUGGCAUGAACGAGGGCGGCAAUCACGGUGGCAGCGCAGCUGGAGAAACCUCUCCAGCUCUAGUCUUCAUGUCGCCUAAACUCAAAGACAUCAGUCAGCACAUGGAAAAAGUGAGCCCGACGAAGCCUAAGGACAAAGGCGGGGAAUUUGAGUACUAUCGGAUGGUAGAACAGAGCGAUAUCGCGCCGACCCUUGCUGGUCUAUUGGGCUUCCCGGUACCAAGGAACAACUUGGGUGUAUUUAUCAAAGAGUUCCUAAGUUUCUGGCCACAUGCGGCUGAUCGGAUACGUCUGCUGCUCAGGAAUGCGAGGCAGAUGAAGAUGAUUGUAGAAGCGACGUAUCCGAACCUGAGCUUUGAGGACGAGUCAAAGGCCGCCGGCAAUGAAUGCGAGCCACCACUAAGCGACGGACAAGAUUUAGCGUGCAAAUGGCAUGGUGUUGUGGACACUAUGUCAACAACCAGCAGACAUCUGACCGCAGAGCAUAGGAUAGAUCAGCUCUUUUGGUUCUUGACCGCAGCCCAAGAGAAGAUGUCCAGCACAGCUUCCAACUAUGACGUCCCGCGUCUGAUCAUAGGCACUGUUCUCACAUUCGUCUCAGUACUCGUGACCUUAUUCACCCUUCCAUCUCUCAGGCGCAUCACACCUCCUGGUGUAGCCUACACUCUCACAAUCAUUCUCUACAGCGUUCUCAUGUUCGCCUCCUCAUACGUUGAAGAGGAGCACAACUUCUGGUAUUGGGCUACCUCCGGCUGGUUCUUCUGCCUAUUCAUCUCAAAGUCGCGCAAGGAGUGGCAGUCCAAAUUUGUUUUCCAUCCCGCUAUUAUGCUUCUUGUAACUCACCGUAUCAUUCGGAGAUGGAACCAAACAGGGCAAAAGUAUGCAGGCGCGGAUGAUAUCGUGCACAGCGGCAUCUUCCACGGGAACACGUCGUUCAUACUAUGGGCGUUGGUAGGCGCCACGUAUAUGGACAUCACGAUACGGAUCUCCAGACAUGUUGCACGCUCGAUCUUGGUAUUCGAUAAAGGAAGUAGCAGCGAAGAUUCGCAAGCUGUGGAUGCGAACCGCUUCAUGGGGGUGAUUGCUGUGCUGCCGCUGGGCGCUACGGCCUUUGUGUUUAAGCUUGCAUUCACAGCGAGGGAUGCGCCUGAGCUAACGUAUGGUAUCAACCAGGGUCUCAUCCAGUGGGUUGAAGAUUUGAGCUUAGUGGAUGUGGCAAGGAUGGUGUUUGCGGGAACAGCAUUGAGCGCGGUAUGGAUCACAAUAUCCGAAUGGAAGAGGAACAGAGACAGACGAGGCGAAGGCAGUGGCGACCUCGCAAUAGCCCUCUUCGACCUACUCUCGCUCUUCCUCAUCACCCAAACCAAAGCCCAAAACAUCCCUCUCUACCUCCUCUUCCGCUUCCAAUUCUUCUUCUUAUCCCUCCUCGACCUCACCCCAGCAGCUAUAACAACAACUACCCUCCUCCUAAUCCAGACCUCCUUCUUCGCCCUUGGCAAUUCCAACGCAAUUUCAUCAAUCGACCUCUCAAACGCCUACAACGGUGUGUCAGGCUACAAUGUUAUUGCCGUCGGCCUCCUCCUCUUCCUCUCAAAUUGGGCUGGGCCAAUAUACUUCACCGCCGCUUCGUCCUUAUUGCUCUCCUCGCCGGGGCGCCCGCGGCGCAACAUCGCGAUGAACGAGGUUGAUAGCCGCGAUUGGGUGCAGAAGGAGAGGGAGCAUUUGGAGAGGAUGGCGAAGAGCGAGGAGGAAGGGAGAAAGAGGAGGGAAAGUAGUGAGGUGUGGGGAAGGCAUGUGGGCCUGAUGACAUUGUGGGUGGGUGUAGCGACGGGGAGUGUAAUGGUGGCUUGUACAGUGCUGAGGACGCAUCUUUUCAUCUGGACAGUUUUUAGUCCGAAGUAUCUCUAUGCGAUGGCGUGGGGAAUUGCGUUCCACUUUGGGGGUACGCUGGGGUUGGGAUCGCUGGUUUGGAGAGCGGGGAGGUGGUAG